AUGAAGAUGUAUAGAAUAGAUAGUACCACAAUGGUAUUGUCGAUUGUAGUAUUAUUUUUCGGAUCUAUAUUGGUAUGCAGUGCAGGCGAUCAUCAUAAAUACUCACAUGGUGACAAGAUUCCAUUCUAUGUCAAUAAUAUCGGUCCAUUCUCAAAUCCAUCUGAGACCUAUGAGUAUUUCUCAUUGCCUUUUUGCCGACCUGAGCAUUUGACUCACAAAAAGUCAAAGUUGGGUGAGAUCUUACAAGGUGAUUCUGCUGUUCUUUCAGAUUAUGAUUUACCAUUUAGAGUCCAAAAAGAUGAUGAAAGACUAUGUACAAUGAAAUUAACAAAAAAAGACAUUCAAAAGUUUAAGGAUGCAAUCUCUGAGAUGUAUUAUGCAGAGAUGAUCUACGAUGAUUUGCCAAUAUUCACAUAUAUCGGUGCUUCUCAAGAAGAUAAGGUUACACAGACCACCCGUUAUGUAUUGUUCACUCAUCUACCAUUCAAGAUCGAAUUCAACAAUGACCAAAUUAUUAGAAUCGAAAUAGAUACAGAGGAAUUGAGUGGAGUAGAGUUGGCAGAUGAAGAGGAAAUGACAGUGACUCUUACCUACAGCGCAAAGUGGAAGCAAAUCGACUAUCCAUUCUCCAAGAGAAUGGAACUUUACGAGGACUUCUUCCCAAAGGAAUUGGAAAUUCAUUGGCUUUCAAUUAUGAACUCUUUCUUCUUGGUUGUACUUCUCACUGGUUUCCUUUCUAUCAUCAUUAUGAGAAUCUUAAAGAACGAUUACUCGAGAUACUCAAAGGCUGACGAUGAAGAAGAUGAGUUGUCUCUAACCACUUUGAAUGAUAUCAUCAUCGAUGCAAUAUUUAUAGAUCAAGAGGAUUAUGGAUGGAAAUUGAUUCAUGGUGAUGUAUUUAGAUUCCCACCAUACAAGAAUUUGUUCUCUGCUCUCUAUGGUAUUGGUUGGCAAUUCAUUACAAUUGUAUCUGGUAUUCUAAUUCUUGCUUUGUUUGGCACAUUCUAUCCAAAUAAUGGUGGAAAUAUGUACACUGCCGGUGUUGUCUUGUACGCACUAACCUCAAUUAUCUCUGGAUAUCAAUCAGCUAAAAUGUACAGAAAUAUGGGUGGCAAUAAGUGGGCUUGGAAUAUUGUUUUAGCAGCCACUAUCUUUACAGUUCCACUUCUGAUUGUUGCUUUCCUCUCAAAUACUGUUGCCGUUACCUGGCACUCUACUGUUGCUAUUCCAAUUCUCACAAUCAUUGAAGUUCUCACUAUUUGGGCAUUGGUUGGUUUCCCACUGACUGUUAUCGGUGGAAUUGCUGGUAGACGUUGGUCAGGUCCAUUGGAGGUACCAUGCCGUACCAAGAACUUCCCACGUGAAAUCCCACCUAUCCCAUGGUUCCGUCGUCUGCCAUUCCAAAUGUUGAUGGCCGGUUUCCUCCCAUUCAGUGCUAUCUAUAUCGAACUGUUUUACAUUUUUAACUCUGUUUGGGGACACAACAGCUACACACUCUACGGUAUCCUAUGUCUAGUCUUUAUAAUCCUUGUGAUUGUGACAUCUUGUAUCACCGUUGCUUUUACCUACUUCCAACUGUCGAUGGAAGAUCAUCGUUGGUGGUGGACAUCAUUCAUAAAUGGAGGUGUGGUCAGAAACAGUCCUUCCACAACAAUGGGGGCGACGUUGGUUUGA
Messenger RNA from Heterostelium album PN500, 1674 nucleotides. It is a transcript of the gene phg1b, whose product is annotated as transmembrane 9 family protein. The record is from RefSeq and is a predicted model, not a curated record. The transcript has 6 exons. Gene Ontology annotation, biological process: protein localization to membrane. NCBI's taxonomy places the organism in Eukaryota, Evosea, Eumycetozoa, Acytosteliales, Acytosteliaceae. Gene Ontology annotation, cellular component: membrane. The coding region runs from base 1 to 1674 and encodes 557 amino acids.